Messenger RNA from Aegilops tauschii subsp. strangulata, 693 nucleotides. The record is from RefSeq and is a predicted model, not a curated record. NCBI's taxonomy places the organism in Eukaryota, Viridiplantae, Streptophyta, Magnoliopsida, Poales, Poaceae.
AUGCCAAACCCUGCCUAUGCCCCCUGGCUAGUCCAGGAUCAACAAAUCGUUGCCUACCUUCUCCGAAACCUCUCCAAGGAGGUCCUCGUCCAGGUGGCUUCGCUGGAGACCUCACAUGCAAUAUGGACGACGCUCUCCAACAUGUUUGCUGCGGUCUCCCUCUCUCGCGUCAACAAUCUUCGUGCUGCCCUCACCAAUGCCCAAAAGGGCACACAAUCUGCCUCAACAUACUUCGGCUAUAUGCGUUCCCUCUCUGACGAGCUCGCGACGGCGGGCAGACCUCUUGGAGAGCCGGAACUCAUCUCGUUCAUCGUCGCCGGCCUUGAUAUGGAUUACCAGCCACUUAUCUCCGCGCUUGAUGUCAGCACCGAGCCCAUCACGGUCGAUCUCCUUUUCUCUCUGGUGGCCAAUUUUGAUCAGCGGGUCGAACUAUACCACGGCAACAACGGAGGCUGGUUCAAAUCCUCAGCGAACUCUGCUUCCCGAGGCAGGCAGGGAGGCAGAGGUGGCUAUCGCAACCAGAAGAACGGCCCUGGCAACGGAUCCCGCGGAGGCCCUGGCAGCGGCGGCCAUUCUGGUGGCGGUGGUGGCCCUACUGGUGGCGGUGGUGGCCCUACUGGUGGUGGCGGCGGCUACCAAGGGAGUGGUGGUGGUGGCGGCUACCACAACAAUGGUGGUGGCGGAGGCUACUGA